This is a messenger RNA of Bombyx mori (domestic silkworm), 659 nucleotides long. RefSeq names its product NADH dehydrogenase [ubiquinone] 1 alpha subcomplex subunit 2 (gene ND-B8). Lineage: Eukaryota; Metazoa; Arthropoda; Insecta; Lepidoptera; Bombycidae. The record is from RefSeq and is marked provisional.
CUCUCCAUUUUUCUGAAAUAUUUCAUUGUAUCUCAUCUCAAUUUUUUUAAUUAACUCCCCAUUAUCAAUUUCAGAAAGCUUGCUUAAUUUUGACGCUCCGUUUUAUUUUUAUGUAGCAGUUAAGGAUUCAGCAUUUUAUAAUAAAUAAAAAAAAUGGUUGUGUGGUAUGAUAAAUAUUAAGUGUAUAACCUAUGGUAUGAUACCUUUGCCGUCCUGGCAAUUAAAAAAAAUUCAAGAAAAAACUCCAAGUGUCGAAAACCUCAACCAAAUAAUAAAUACAAUUAAAACUAUCGAGAGCUGAAAUUCAGAAAUUUUAAAGAAUUCAUAGCUCGUGAAAAUGGCACUCCGCCUGGGAGGAGCACUGAAAGAACUGCGUAUACAUUUAUGUCAAACCAGCAAACAGUCUGAGGGAGUGAGGGAAUUUAUCAAAAACAACUAUGUCAAUAUUAAGAAGGAAAACCCCAAUUUUCCUAUAUUAAUUAGAGAAUGCAGCGGUAUUCAACCUAGAGUGUGGGCGCGUUAUGAAAGAGGAGCUGAAAAAUCAACACCUCUCACAAAUUUAUCAGCAAAUGAUGUUCAGUCGGCCAUCAAGCAGUUAGUGAAGUGAAUUUAAGUUAAAUAUUAUGUAAUUGUUCAUUAAUAAAUGUUUUAUUAGCGUU